Messenger RNA from Exophiala spinifera, 1200 nucleotides. RefSeq lists its product as uncharacterized. The record is from RefSeq and is a predicted model, not a curated record. Lineage: Eukaryota; Fungi; Ascomycota; Eurotiomycetes; Chaetothyriales; Herpotrichiellaceae. The coding region runs from base 1 to 1200 and encodes 399 amino acids. The transcript has 4 exons.
AUGGCGUCUACUCAAACAUGCAGCCUACAGAUCACGAAGAGGAUGCUAGUUCGCAUCUUCACGCACCAUCAGGUACCCAUGCAGCAUAUGAAUUUACUGUUCUUGUUUGGCCGGGAAAACCGCAUGACCGGUGGCCGGUACGACUCCUUCUGGGGCCAGGUCGCUUUUGGCCAACCCAUGCCGGGACUUGAGGCACCAGAUCUGGGCAGAUCUGGCAAGCACUAUGAGAUCUCCUUCAACCUCAAGGGAAUUAGCUCCGAUAUCACAGACCCAAAAACAUUCACUCCAGAAUUCCCCCACAACGGGGCUAUCUGCAACGUUGCAAUCUACCAUAAGCUGGACAUUAUACACGGUACCUCGAUCUGGAUCAUCACCAAACCUGGAGGAGGUCUCAGUCGAUACACUGGAGCAGAGGCAUCAGGCUCCGGCGGCGAUGAUACCCGGAUGUUCACAACUCCGGCUGAAUGCUAUAUUUCGAGCCUUGAGGUCCACAUCACACUCGCACGCUGGGCCGGAGAGUCAUGGUGGGCAUAUUUCCAGGACUUGGAGACGCUUAUUGAAGACAGAACAGGUCCUGCUGUGCUGGCAGAUUCGAAAGAAACGUACACAGCCGCCGAUCUCAAACUUCUCCAGGCGUAUCUGGAGAAAGCGUCAGAGGCAGUCGCUGUUCUGCAUACAAAUUUGCGCAUCCUACAGCCACUGGUGAUGUUCUACAACAAACUGCUCGGCCAUAACCAAUUCUCCCUGGCACAAGACGUACGGCAAGCGACGGAGGACUUUACGUACCAGCUGCAGGAUAUAAAGUGCGAUUUUGAAGGCCAAGUGUCGAGAGGUAUGCAUCUCACGGCGUUCGUCAGGGCACGGAAAGAGCUUAUCCUAGAGCUGAUGCAAGCUCACACUUCUGAUCGCACAAUGCAGUUGUCGCAGACAAGUGUCAGAGAGUCGUUCUUCAUGCGCAUCGUGACAGUAGUGACAUUAUUAUACCUGCCGGCGACGUUCGUUUCGACAUUGUUUAGCAGGGAAAUCAUACGCUACGAAGAAAAUUCGGAUGAGAUGUCCUCGCGAUUUUCUUAUGCCGCCUUCUGGAGGUGGAUUCAAAUAGGUCUACCACUAACGACUUUCACCUUGGUAGCAACAAUAGUAGCAUUCCGGCGCUCGUUGCGCUCGCGGCGGGGUGGGCCACGAGGCUACCUCUCUUGA